AUGGUCACUGGAGUGAUAGACUACCAGCCACCAUUCUAUAUACCUUACGUUUUACAGGCACGGACGAAGCAAUUCUACCUAACGUACAACGGUUGCAACUUUAGGUGCAUCACUCUAGAGCCAUCCCCAAAUAUCCAGUACAAGGGACGGUGUUUGUUUGUGCAUGGUUACAGGGAAUGCAGCGAGCUACAUCUUCGCAUGAUGGAUGCUCUUACUCUUCAGGGCUACGCAUGCUUCAUAUUUGACCAGCGCCGCAACGGGCUUUCGAAGCCUCGGGGAAUUCUUGAUUAUACCAACGACCACUACACGUUCCGAGACCUUGAGUUUUUUGUCAGCUACAACUUGGCCAUCGAGAGCGACAACCUGUGUCUGAUAGGCCACUCAAUGGGUGGAGCCAUUGUCCUCAAUUACAUGAUGAAUGGCGCCAACAGGCAAAAAAUCCGGACCGUUGUGACAUCUUCACCACUGUUGCUGCACCGUGACAACAACUCGCUGUGGAAAUUCCUGUUCCUGCUAGUUCUGAGCUACGUUCCGCUGCUCAACUUGUUGACGUUGCAAAAAACAGACGUCGACAUCGUCAAAAAGCAACAAGUGCUGCAAAAAGCUCUGGAAGAGGAGAAACUCAGAAAGCUAGCCACCAGGAACAGACUGACAAAUGACAUGAGGUGGCUCAAGACGGUCAACGAGGUGCGUCUGAUCUCAAAGCCAGGGACGAUCGAAGAGGUAAUACACAUUCUGAGGCGCGGCUUAUAUUUGUUGGACAACUGCGAUAGGGUUCGUGAGAAAUAUGCGGAGCUCAAGCAUUGCAAGUUCCUAGUGUGCCAGACUUAUGACGACCCUCUGGCGGAUACUCGUGGCGUGCACAGCUUUGUGAAAGCUAUUCCGGAAAUCCGGAUCCGGUGGUACGACAACUGCAAACACGCGCUGUUUAUUGAGCGGAACGAGGUGUUUGAGCGCGUGCUCACUGACGUGUUGCAGAUCUUGAAUGAGUAG
Messenger RNA from Ogataea parapolymorpha DL-1, 993 nucleotides. RefSeq lists its product as uncharacterized. Lineage: Eukaryota; Fungi; Ascomycota; Pichiomycetes; Pichiales; Pichiaceae. The transcript has a single exon. Bases 1 to 993 code for a protein of 330 amino acids. Gene Ontology annotation, molecular function: lipase activity. The record is from RefSeq and is a predicted model, not a curated record. Gene Ontology annotation, cellular component: membrane.